UAGGAUGCAUCCUCUAUGGGGAGUGCAUUCGGAUCCGAACGAGGACCAGUCGUCUUAUCGGGCGCGAGCAGCUCGUACCUUUUGGAGGCCAGCUGCUCCAUCCAUCCUACGAGAAGAAGUGGUGGGCGCCUGCUUUUUUGAGCACCCACGGUACACCGUGCGUUAUCAUCGCAAGGUCAUUCUCGAACGCGCGUCAAUUUUCGGCCGCUAGCUGCCUGUUUUGCAUGUGCGUCUAACCAGAGAGGAUGGAGCGGAUAGACAAGUCCAUCGACGGCCUCCAUAGGGCCUCUAUUUGGGGCUUUCAGGCUGGAAUUGUGGCGUACGUGUUGACCACCGUGACCGGUUUUCUGCGAAUUACUUCGAUCUGCCCGUGUUUGGCGUUCGUGUUAUUCUUCCUGAUCGGAACAGCCGUUGCAGCACUCAUCGCCACACUUGAGAUAAAACCAGAGGGUAAAGCUGUUCUUGUGACCGGUUGCGAUUCUGGAUUUGGCUACCACCUUGCUCUGAGGUUGCAAAAAUUGGGAUUUGUGGUGUUCGCCGCGUGCCUCAACAAAAAUGGCGAAGGAGCGAAAAAGCUGUUAAAGGAGUCUGAAGACAAAGUGAUCCCGGUGCAGAUGAACGUGAUUUCCGACGAUGAAAUCGAAACAGCCUUUGACGAGAUUUCUGAAGAACUCGGCAAAAGGAAAAUUAACGGUCUGUGGGGAUUGGUGAACAACGCAGGUCUGAGCACCUUUGGCCACAUCGAAUGGAUAUCCGAGAACGACUCGCGCAAAGUAGUGGAGGUGAACACCUGGGGAGUCGUCAAAGUGACCAGGGCGUUUCUGCCUUUGAUCAGGAAAGCAUCUGGUCGCGUGGUAAAUGUGACCAGCGCCCUCGGACGCUUCUCCGCGAUCGGCCGCUCCAGCUACGGAAUGACAAAGCACGCCAUCGAGGCCUUCUCCGACGUGCUGCGUUUUGAAAUCAGGCGCUUUGGGGUCAGCGUCAGCAUUGUCGAGCCAGGAAAUUUCAUUGCAGCAACCAGUCUCUACUCUAUGGAUGCUGUCAAGGAUCACGCUAGCAGAAUGUGGAACGGAAUGAGUGACGAACUGAAGAACGCCUACGGAGAGGACUACUUUAACCGGGUCUUCGAAAACAUGGUCAACUACACAACCAAAGGGCCCACCGACCUCGAACCUGCUUUGGUUUGUUUGACUCAACCCCUGGUACAGACUUUUCCUGCUCCCAGGUAUCAGCCAAUGGAACUUGACUGGAAAAUCAGGUGUCUGGUCCAAACACACCUACCGGAGUGGAUCUACGAGCGACUGUACAUCCAGUGAGAGGAAUUAACAAUUUAUCUAGAACAAACGUCAAAAGAUUGCGGACUGACUUCAAAACGUGUAGGAGAGAAAAAAACAUAGUGCCAUUAUAAUUAAAAUUGCUCGGCAGCUAUUUGCA
Messenger RNA from Neocloeon triangulifer, 1434 nucleotides. RefSeq names its product D-beta-hydroxybutyrate dehydrogenase, mitochondrial-like. The coding region runs from base 246 to 1316 and encodes 356 amino acids. Gene Ontology annotation, molecular function: oxidoreductase activity. The record is from RefSeq and is a predicted model, not a curated record. Lineage: Eukaryota; Metazoa; Arthropoda; Insecta; Ephemeroptera; Baetidae. The transcript has 8 exons.